Pogoniulus pusillus (Red-fronted tinkerbird) is the source of this 1625-nucleotide messenger RNA. RefSeq names its product interferon regulatory factor 5 (gene IRF5). Bases 72 to 1508 code for a protein of 478 amino acids. NCBI's taxonomy places the organism in Eukaryota, Metazoa, Chordata, Aves, Piciformes, Lybiidae. Gene Ontology annotation, molecular function: protein binding; DNA-binding transcription factor activity, RNA polymerase II-specific; RNA polymerase II cis-regulatory region sequence-specific DNA binding. The transcript is spliced from 10 exons. Gene Ontology annotation, cellular component: nucleus. Gene Ontology annotation, biological process: regulation of transcription by RNA polymerase II; immune system process. The record is from RefSeq and is a predicted model, not a curated record.
GGGCAUGAGGCCCCGCCCCGCGGAAGCGCUGGGUCCUGGCGCCGGGGCGCGGCCGCCGCUGCUGUCGCGACAUGUCGGCGCCGCGGCGGGCGCGGCUGAAGCCCUGGCUGGUGGCGCAGGUGAGCAGUGGCCUCUUCCCGGGGCUGCACUGGCUCGACCCCCAGCGCCGCCGCUUCGCCAUCCCCUGGCGCCACGCCACGAGGCACCCCGGCCACGGCGACCAGCACAGCAUCUUCAGGGCGUGGGCGCAGGAGACUGGCAAGUUCCGGGCGGGGGUGGACGAGCCGGACCCGGCCAAGUGGAAGGCAAACCUGCGGUGCGCCCUCAACAAGAGCCGCGAGUUCCGACUGCUCUUCGACGGCACCAAGGCCACCCCCCUGCAGCCCUACAAGGUCUACGAGAUCUGCGAGGCGCCGCCGGAGGGCGCAGAUGAGGUGGUUGAUGAUGACUAUGACUGUGGUGAGGAGGAGGAGGUCAACCAGCUCCAUAAGAUGAUGUCUCUGAGCAUCGAUGACACCCAGCAGCAUGGGGCAGACCUGCUGCCACCCUACUCUUGGCCCAAGGAGGAGACCCACCUGGGCAGUGGUUGCCCCUUGGGACCGUUUGUGCCACCAACUCCAGUCCUGGGGGGCACCCAUGGGACCCUUGAGAUGUCCUCAGCCACCCUCACUGAGGUGGGACCUGCUCUGGGCACCUUGGGACCCCCAGCUGCAUGUCCCAUGGCACCCAUGGGGAAUGCCAUCCCCAACCUGCUCAUCAGUCCCCACAUGCUGCCCCUGACCGACCUGGAGCUGAAGUUCCAGUACCGCGGCCGGCAGGUGUCGGUGCUCACCGUCAGCAACCCGCACGGCUGCCGCCUCUUCCACAGCAGCCUGGAGCCGCGGCAGGAGCAGGUGGAGCUGUUCGGGCCGCUGAGCCUGGAGCAGGUUCGCUUCCCGCCCGCCGACGCCAUCCCCAACGAGAAGCAGCGCUUCUACACGCGGCAGCUGCUGGACGUGCUGGACCGCGGGCUCCUGCUGGAGCUGCAGGGCCAGGACCUCUACGCCCUCCGCCUCUGCCAGUGCAAGGUGUUCUGGACGGGGCCCUGCGCCCCCCAGCGGGACCGCCCCAACCCCAUCGAGAGGGAGAGGAAGACCAAACUCUUCAGCCUCGAGGGCUUCCUCAACGGCCUGAUCCUGUUCCAGAAGGGGCAGAGCAGCACCCCCCCGCCCUUCGAGAUCUUCCUCUGCUUCGGCGAGGAGUGGCCUGACCAGAAGCCCAAGGAGAAGAAGCUGAUCACGGUGCAGGUGGUGCCGGUGGUGGCGCGGCUGCUGCUGGAGAUGUUCUCGGGAGAGCUGUCCUGGUCUGCUGACAGCAUCCCCCUCCAGAUCUCCCACCCCGACCUCAAGGACAAGAUGGUAGAACAGUUCAAGGAGCUCCACCAGCUCUGGCAGAACCAGCAGCAGCUCCCCGCCGGGCAAGCAGGAGCUGACGCCACCCCCAUGGGGCACUGGGUGUUGCCACAGUGACCACGAGAGAUGCCCACCCGCAUGGAGGUGGCUCCACACACACCCCCCCGAGGAGAGAACAUCACCCACCAGCUCCAGCCCCUCCUCUUCUUCCUUCUCCUCCUCUUCUUUUUUCCU